Diatraea saccharalis (sugarcane borer) is the source of this 1148-nucleotide messenger RNA. NCBI's taxonomy places the organism in Eukaryota, Metazoa, Arthropoda, Insecta, Lepidoptera, Crambidae. The record is from the annotation of a GenBank genome assembly.
GUCUGUGACUUUACGUCAUUUACAUUUUGUAGUGUAGCGGUAUGGUGAAAGCGCUUAGUAUUAAAUAAAAUAGAAAUAAUUUAUUGUAUUGCUCUUUAAACUAUAUUCUAAAAAUGGAAGUUUUAGUUGCAAACGUAGAUCAUAUUAAAUUUGAUAUAGAUUACGCUUUAGAAGAACAGUAUGGAGCUCUCCCGUUACCUUUCCCAGGAAUGGACAAAUCUACAGCAGCAGUGUGCGAGUUUUUUAGUCAACCUGGUGGAUGCUCGAAUGGGCCUCAAUGCCCCUACAGGCAUGUCCGGGGUGAUCGUACGGUUGUUUGUAAACAUUGGCUCAGGGGCCUUUGCAAAAAAGGAGAUCAGUGUGAAUUUCUUCAUGAAUAUGACAUGUCAAAAAUGCCAGAGUGCUACUUCUAUGCUAGAUUCAAUGCCUGUCACAAUAAGGAAUGCCCCUUUCUUCACAUUGACCCUGAGAGUAAGAUCAAGGAUUGCCCAUGGUAUGACCGUGGCUUCUGUCGUCAUGGACCUCACUGCCGGCACAGACAUGUGCGGCGUGUUCUGUGCAUGAACUAUCUUGCUGGAUUAUGCCCUGAUGGUCCAAACUGUAAAUUCAUGCACCCUCGAUUUGAGCUUCCAGCCCCACCAGAGCAAACAAAAGAUGCCAAGAGAUUACCAGUGUGUCACUAUUGCUCUGAAGCUGGUCACAAAGCUUCCAAUUGCAAUAAAAUACCACAGGAGCAAAGAGAAGCAGCUCAAAGACAAGAAGAGGCAAGGUACAGGGCUCUAGGUUAUAUAAAACCAGCAAAUGAAAAUGAGGACAUUAAUGCUCAGAGAUUGCAACGUAUCAUCCACAAACCCUUAGAAGAAGUGACUUGCUUUAAAUGUGGUACUAAGGGACAUUAUGCCAAUAAGUGCCCUAAGGGUCAUCUUGCCUUCCUUUCAAGUCAAGCUAGUCAAAACAAUUCUAAUCCUGUGUUCAAAAAACCUAACUAGUAUAAGUAUUUGAAGCCUUAACUUAACAAGGCUUCAUGGACAAAAGUGACCAAUUUGUGAAUAGUGUUGACAUAUAAAAACUAUGUUUCAAGUUCAAAUUUUACAAAUUUUGUUUUCAUAUAAAGUACAAUGGACACAGAAUUGUGUAAGUGCACUGUG